AUGUCCAAUCAAAUGGGGUUCUCCCCACCACCCCGGCAGGCGCUGGACUCCAGCUUUGUGGAGACCAUCCAACAACUCUUGGGCACCAACAAUGAGAUCAGAAAUGCAGCAGAGCAACGGUACGACACAGCGAAGAGGAACGAGCCCGUUCAAGUUGUCGCAUCACUCGUCAGGGUUCUUCAGCACUCAGAGCUCGAAUUAGCUGUGCGUGAACAAAGCGCCGUGCUCCUGAGGCAGUGCUGCAGCAAGGUCAAGGACACGGACUCGACAUGGCAGAAACUGGGUGCUAACCAGGCGGAUGUGAAGGAGCAGCUCUUGCAGCUCCUGGAGGCUGAGCCGGCUACCCAAGUGCGCAAGAAGGUGUCAGACUGCAUUCAGAGCCUGGGCAACCAGAUUAUUGACAUUGAAGAAGACCAGCGGCCAGUGAACCUCCAGGAGUGGCCCACGCUGAUGCCGAGCCUCUUCCGCAUGAUCUGCGACAAGAGCAAGGACAGCAACCUCAGGGCAGAUUGCCUUUGGAUCGUGAAGGAACUGGCCUGCUCUGUGUGGCAGAUGCUAGUGGCAAACACCACGCAAAGUGGACAGGUGUUGCAGACUUGCUUAGAGGAUCCUGCUGAUCCUGUUCGUGCAGAAGCUGCUGCUCUUGUCACAUCGCUUGUGGACAGCAUUGAAAGAAGAGAGGACCGCAAGCCUUUCCAGCAUCUCGUGCCAGAGGUGAGCCGAGUCACAGCUGCGCUGGCAUCAGGCAGCGAUGCCAAGAAUCUGAACACGGUUCUGCUAUCCUUCCAAGCAACAGAGGCUGCAGACUUUUUCAAACCGCAUAUCGCCUCGCAUUUGAUGCCGGUGCUUUGCGGAAUUGCGAAGUCGCACCAGGACGAGUCUUCUCGAAAGUAUGCCUUUGAGGUGAUUAUAUCCUUCAUGGAGAGCAAGCCCAAGAUGAUAGUCAAGAUUCCGCACUACAUUGAACAGGCACUAGAUCUCUGCAUUCAUUUCAUGAUGCAGCUCAACGAUGAUGUCGCGACAUGGAUGCAGGAGGACGAUGAAGCCGGAGAAGAUGAUGAAGAGGCCUUCACUUUCGGCAAAGAAGCCGUCGAUCGACUCAGCCGCUGUGCUGCCAAGGUGGAUGCGUUUCCACCCAUGUUGGAGGUCUUGAAGCAGGCUGUGACAAAGUUGCUCCAGACAGGUGAGUGGAAGCAGGUAGUUGCUGCGGUUUCCACCCUCUCAAUGAUUGCAGAGUAUGUGGACGAUGAGGCCACCGUGUCACAAAUGAUGCAGGGCAUUAAGAUGCAGCUGGCAGCGACCCACGCGCGAGUUCGCUACACAGCUUGGGGUGCAGUUGCACAAUUCUCUGAGGAUCAUUCAGAUGUGCUCAGUUCAGAGGUUUGGGCUUCGCAGCUGCUCCCAGAGUUCUUGAAAGGCCUAGACGAUCCUUGCGAGCGGGUUUGCCUUCGAAGCAUGGAGGCCUUCCAGCACUUUGGAGAGUCUGUCGAAAGGGAGGACCUGGAGCCUUUUGUCCAAGCAAUGAUGGAGAAGCUAGCCUCCAAAAUGCAAGGAAGCGUUCGCAAGCAGAAGAAGGCGAUUACGUUCAUUGCAGUCAUUGCUGGACAGGUGGAUGAUGCUUUCGCUCCAUAUUAUGGACACCUCAUGCCAGUGUUGAAGCAGGUGAUUGAGACGACUUUGCACAAGACGGAGGAGAGGCAACUUCUGGGGAAAUGCUUUGAAUGCAUAUCCCUUCUGGCAAGAGCAGUUGGCCGCAAUGGCUUCCGCUCAGAUGCAGAGCAGAUCAUGCAGGCCAUGAUCCAGGCGACAAAGAUGCCAAACUUGCCAGCGAAUGAUCCGGUCAAGGAGUACAUGAUGGCUGCAUCGGAAAGGAUAUGUGGAACGUUGAAGGAGGACUUUUUGCCGUUUGUGUCGCACAUUCUGCCCGGAGUUCUCGAGAAGUUCACUCUGGCACCUCGGGAGUUCACCGGCGGUGAUGAGAUCGAUGACAAUGACGAGGUCAACUUGACGCUUAUGCAAGAGAACGGACAGGUCAAGGUCAUGAUCAUGUACUCCUCCGAGAUCCAGGACCUGAAAGCAGCACUGGAGUGUGUACAUACGUUUGUGGAGCAGCUUGCAGCCUUGUAUGCUCCGUUUGUGGGGGAGACGGCCAAGGCCUUGCUUCCUGUUUUCGACUUUUGCAUGGAAGAUGGCAUCAGGGACUUGGCCUUUGAGACGUGGGGCCAGCUGUGUCGCAGCGCGCGACAGGGUGGUCAGGUCCCGAUUGUAAGUGAGCUUGUCAUGGAGUUCCUCAAGCGCGUGCUUCCGAAGUUUGAAGCCGCCAAGGUGGACGUGGCCGAGCUCAAAACGAGUGCGGAUGGGAUGACAGCUUGCCUGAAGGAAGCCGGCCCUGGAAUCCUACAUGCCGAGCAGCUCCGCCACAUCUGCCGGACAACGCUCAGUGCUCUGGCUGAGUCACUGAAGCGGCGCUCCGAGGCAGCGAAGGGCCGGCCUGGAGCACCCCAGCAACAUCCAGAUGAGGACGGAGAGGAACAAGAUGACGACGAGGAGGACGAGCAGGCACUCCGAAUAUCCAUGUGCGAAGUUGCGGGAUCGUUGAUGCAGCACCAUGCCGAUACCUUCAUAGCCGAGAGCUUUUCAGACUAUCUGACACUCGUUGUUCAGUGGCUCCAGCCAACUUCUUGCAAAGAAGACCGGAAGCUGGCACUGUUUGUGAUUUGUGACUUUCUUGAGCACUUGGGCGACAAGGUCGCUGCCCAAUGGCCGCAGUUUGUGCCAAAGCUUGUCGAGGACAUCUUGCACCCAGAUGCAGAGCUGCGUCAACCCGCGUGCUAUGGUGUGUACCUCGCAGCAAAACUGCAGGCUUUCUCGCCUUUGGCGCUAGAUGCAGCAAACAAGCUGUCCCAGGUUGUGACCCAGUCCAGGCAAAGAUCCAAGAAGAAAUCUGAAAAGAUAGCGCAGGCUUGUGCAGACAAUGCGCUGUCUGCCAUCAUCGAGAUCCUCCUAGUCCACCAGCAAGCGAUUGCUUCAGUUCAGGCGCAUGUCUGGAAUGUUUGGCUGGGUGGCUUGCCCUGCCAGGAAGAUGAGAGCGAAGGCAUCCGAAAUCACCGCAAGCUUCUCGAACUCCUUCAACAGGAGAAAGCCGAAGUGGUCGGUGAAGGAGGUGCAAACGUGCCCAAGCUCUUCGGGAUUCUGGUUGAUGUGUACAAAACCGACAUGGCAGACGAGGCCACCUCCUCAAACAUCGGGCAAUUUGCACUUCGGCUGGGUGAGUCCAAGCUGGAGAGCUUCGCUGCUCAGUUCAGCGAGAAGCAGAAGAAGAAGCUGCUCAGAAUAGUGAGGGAGGCAUGGUGGUUGAUGGCGGUUGUACAUCGUGCUCAUUUCUUGGAGGUCGCUGCCACUUUGCUUGUGUCUAUGCCACCGUUCCCGCUGAGCAGCUUUGCGGCUAGAAAGGGUAGUUCGGGAUGA
This is a messenger RNA of Symbiodinium natans, 3468 nucleotides long. Lineage: Eukaryota; Dinophyceae; Suessiales; Symbiodiniaceae. The record is from the annotation of a GenBank genome assembly.